GCUUCAGCCGCUGCCGCUGCCGCCGCCGCCGCCACCACCACCGCAGAGGCUCGGACUCCGCGCGCGGCCCCGGCUGCCUGCAUCUCUCCGCCGGCCGCGCAUCCAUCUCCGGCCUCCGCUCGCGGCUCCCGCUGCUGCGCCGCCCAGCCGGGAUGAGUGCGGGUCCCGGCGCGGGGCUCUGAGCCUCCCUGCAUCCCCCCCGCCCCGGAUCUCUGGCUCCAGCCUCUUCCCCUCCCCCUCUUCUCCAUCCCCUCCCCCAGCCGGGGGGGCCAUGCCCCAGGCGCUGAGCUGGGGGGCGGCCCCGGGGGCCCGGGCAGCGAGGAGGCCGGAGGUCCAGGUACAGGUCUGUGUCCCUGUCCCCGAGGGCCCCCCCAGCGCGGCGCUUCAUGGAGCGGCCCGGCCCUGGGUGCCGGGGGCGGGAGGAGGAGGAUCCAGCUGGGCCCUGUGAGCCCCCAGCGCUGGCGGCAAAAUGUUGAUAGUUGAGAAGACAACUGACUACCCAUCGGCCGAGUAUUCCCUGGUGGAGGAUGUGGCCCUGCAUUUCACCUGUUUGAUGGACAGGCUGAACCAGCAGCGUCUCUUCCAGCCAGACCUGUGUGACGUGGACCUGGUGCUGGUACAGCAACAUAGCGUCUUCCCAGCCCACAAGGGGGUCCUGGCUGCCUACAGCCAAUUCUUCCACUCUCUCUUCACUCAGAACAAGCAGCUACAAAGGGUUGAGCUGUCCUUGGAGGCCCUGGCCCCUCGAGGCCUUCAGCAAAUCCUCAACUUUAUCUAUACCUCCAAACUCCUGGUCAACGCGGCCAACGUUCAGGACGUGCUAAACGCUGCCUCCGUGCUCCAGAUGGCAGACAUCGCUGCCUCCUGCCAGGACUUGCUGGAUGCCUGCUCCCUGGGUCCGCCGGGCCCUGUGGCCAUGGCCCUGGGGCCUGGGAGCAGCGGCAGCGGUUGCCCUCCUGGCCCUGCCUCGUACUAUUGCGAGAUCAAGCAGGAGGCCGAUGCUCCCACGCAGCCCAAGAUCUACGCCCGAGAAGGGACGGAUCCGUUUUCAGUGAGAGUGGAGGAUGGUGCAGGGCUGGGGGGCAGCACCAGCAUAGGGCUGAGCCCAGUGUCGACAAAGCCGUUCUACAAAGAGGAGAAGGAGGAGGCUGGGGGGACCGAGGGGACAGCGCCCAGGGCUCUGUGUAAGCUGGAAGGGGCCGAGGACUCCGAGGAGGACCUGGAAGGCCAAGGGGCCUAUAGCGGGGAGCAGCAGCAGAUCAUCGUCGAGGUCAACCUGAAUAACCAGACGCUCCAUGUGUCCAAAGGGCCCGAGGGGAAGCCGCCGGCUGCCGACACCGGGGAGGCCACCAUGGUGCUGGGCCCAGAGGAGAGAGCCAGGGGGGAGGAGGAAGAGGAGGAGGACGAGGAGGAGGAGGGGGGUGCUGGUGGCAGUGGAGGAGAGGAAGAGGAGGAGGAGGAGGAAGAGGAGGAGGAGGAGGAGGAGGAGGAAGAAGAAGAGGAGGAGGGUGAUGGUGGGGAGGAGGAGGAGGAAGAGGAGGAGGAGCAUAGUGAGGAAGAGGAGGCAGAGACAACAGAAGAGGAGGAGGAGGAGGCAGGCCGGGUGAGGAAGGAGAAGCCGAGGCCUGCUUGUCAGGGAUCUCGGACGGGCCAGGCUGCCAGGAGCAGCGUGGCCACGAGGUCGAGGGAGAGCGCCAAGCAGGGGGUGUCGGGGGAGGAGGAGGAAGAGGGAGUUGAAGAGGGGGCCCGUCGAGGCCGGAAGCGAAGGAAGGACGCCCAGCUGCCCGCCCCGGCCCCGGAUGGUCUGGGCCCCAAGGUGAAGCUGGAGGAGAAACAGCAUCACCCCUGCCAGAAAUGCCCUCGGGUCUUCAACAACCGCUGGUACCUGGAGAAGCACAUGAACGUGACCCACAGCCGCAUGCAGAUCUGUGACAAGUGUGGCAAGCGCUUCCUUCUGGAGAGCGAGCUCCUGCUGCACCACCAGACGGACUGCGAGAGGAACAUCCAGUGUGUCACGUGCGGCAAAGCCUUUAAGAAGCUUUGGUCCCUCCACGAGCACAACAAGAUUGUCCAUGGCUACGCAGAGAAGAAGUUUUCCUGCGAGAUCUGUGAGAAGAAGUUCUAUACCAUGGCACACGUGCGGAAGCACAUGGUUGCUCACACCAAGGACAUGCCCUUCACCUGUGAGACCUGUGGCAAGUCUUUCAAGAGGAGCAUGUCACUCAAAGUCCAUUCCCUGCAGCACUCUGGGGAGAAGCCUUUUAAAUGUGAGAACUGCAAUGAGCGCUUCCAGUACAAGUACCAGCUUCGCUCCCACAUGAGCAUUCACAUUGGUCACAAGCAGUUCAUGUGCCAGUGGUGCGGCAAGGACUUCAACAUGAAGCAGUACUUCGAUGAACACAUGAAAACACACACAGGCGAGAAGCCGUAUAUCUGUGAGAUCUGUGGCAAGAGCUUCACGAGCCGGCCCAACAUGAAGAGGCACCGGCGGACACACACAGGCGAGAAGCCCUACCCCUGCGACGUGUGUGGCCAGCGCUUCCGCUUCUCCAACAUGCUAAAAGCCCACAAGGAGAAGUGCUUCCGCGUCAGUCACCCAAUGACCUCGGACACUCCUGAUGGUGGUGACCACCCCCCGGGUCUGACCCUGGCCCUGACUCCAGUGCCCCCAGGAGCCGCCCCUUCCACCCCUACCCAGCCUGGCCUUCCUCCCCCGCAGCCCCCACCGCCGCCACCGCCCCCCUCACACUCCCUCCCUCUGCUCCCCCCGCUCUCCCAGACCCUGCCACCCCCCACCUCACUUACCUCCCCCACCCCCUCUGUUCUCUACGGGGAAGGUCAAUGCCAGCCACAACUAGGACCCCUCUCUCUUCUCACCCUGGCCCUGCUGCUCUACCCCAGAGCCCUCUCAUUGCCUCUCGUCUAUGCCAAGUUUGUCCCAGCUGCACCUCUGAAAGGACGCCAUGGAUUGACUCUGGAAAAUGGAGCCCAUGUGUGUGUUCCUCUCUUUUCUCCCCUCUCUUCUUCCUCAGUAGAGUGGAAGGAGGGAUUGAUGUGAUUUCCAAGGAUUCUCACUCUGCCACUAACCCAUGUGACUUUGGGCAGGCUGCUGGUCUUCUCUGAACCUCAGUUUCCUCAUCUGUACUAGGAGGAAGUUGGACUAGAUGUUAGAUAAGAUCCCUUCCGGUUCUGAAGUCCUGUGCUCUCCCCUGCCCCUCCCACCUCCUUCCUGUUCCAUGGCCACUCAGUUCCAUUUUGCAUAUGGUCUCAUCAUGGUUGUGUUGGGGAUGAAUGGGGUAUAGGCUGAGGCCCUAAAUGGGGGCCAGGAGGUGGUGCCACUAAGUUUUGGGGGGGUUCCCCAUUGCUUUGGUGAGAGGGAAAGGAACAGGGCUUGGGAGGGUAGAAUGGUAUAGUGGAAAGAGGCCUGGAUUAAGAGUCAAGGAGCUAGAUUCAUAUCUAGACUAUGAGUCUUACUUGCCUUGGGCGAAUCACUCCUUCUCUGGGUCUCAGUUUAGUCAUUUGUAAAAUGAGAGAGUAGAGUUGUAAGGGGUUAGGCAGAGACCGUUAGUGUGUGGUGGUGGUCAGCUGAUGCCAGUUUUCUAAGCUAGGCUCUGAGGACCCUGGGGGAAGCAGGUUAGGAUUUAGGCAAGAUCGGGGUGGGUCAUUUGCCACCCCAAGAUGAGCGGCCCAAGUGGAAGGCCGUGGGCACUCUGAGAGUCCCCAUGUGUCCCUGUGGGUGAGGGGGCCAAUGCAGAGAGAUGAGGCUGGUGAGAGUGGAGAUCACUGUCCUAGUGUGUUGUGUGCACAUGUGUGUCUCAGAGGUAGGGUAUAUGUGUCUGUGUCUCUUGUGUGUCUGAGAGUGUGUGCCUGAGAGGGUCUGUGUGUCUGUGCCUGCCCCAGGAUGCAUUUAGUGUCAGUGUGAGGGUCCGAGGAGAGUGUGUAUGGGUGAGGUACAGUCUGUGUGCAGGGUUGUGUGUGUAUGCGUAUGUACACGUGCAAGUCCAUACAUCUGUGGGUUUGCCUGUCUUCUGUACCACUAUCUUUGAGUGUGUAUCUAAGAAGGAAAAUGUGUGAAUGGGGGACCACCUGUAUGUGUUUUGGUGUCUCUAUAUGUAUUGGGGGGGUAAAGACCUCAGGACAAGCACUAGAUUCACUUUGAUUGGGGGUGGGCUAAGCCCCAUCAAUUUUGCCAAAAUGCCGUUUCUCCCUUUUCUUCCCCACCCUGUCUCCUCCUGCCUUCUGGGCACACAGGUAUGGUCAGGGAGGGAGCCCAGGUUACAGGAGACCAAGCCCAUGGGGAUUUCAGGGCCAGGUAGGGAAACUGAGUAAUAGCUGUUUGGUCAUACUUUGGGAAAGGAAGUUGGGAAUGGUACCCUUCCCUUCACUCCCAGGGGAUCAGCCUCAGAACAGCCAUUGGCAGAAGGCAGUGGCUUAAUUAUGUCUUCCGGCUGCUGCCUUCUUCAUAGAAGCUCUCUGAGUGGUUUUUAGGCCCCCUCCUUUGGUGGCUGAUAAGACGGGACUUGGGACCUGUGUUCCUUUUUUCAUAGGGGAGAGUAGGCAUGGGGCAGUGGGAGCCAAACUCCUCUAGCCACAGAGUUCCGUGCUAGCCCAUGGGCCAGGGAGGGGGAUGCUUUUGGCCAGGAGGGGUUAGGAAGAUGGGGUGGCAUCCCUCAGGACUUUCCGAGGCUUGGGGCAUCAAAACCAUUCAGGCUCUUGCCUGAUCAAGGAGUAGGGGGAAGGGCAGGUGAGGAAAGGUCCUUUCACAAACUGAGGAAUCACAACUUGCUGGGGAGGAAUUGGUUCUCAAAGUGCCUUACAGUUUAGAAGGAGGAGGAGAAGGAGGAGGAUGGCACCCUGGGGCAGGGAUGCCAAGUCCUCUGUCCUCUGGGGGGAUCCUGAGGUCAGUCAACCAAAGAAGCCCCCUGAGGGGUCACUGGUCAUUCUCCCCAAAGGUUGGAUGCUGCCAGGGCCCAUGGCAAGAGGGAGGGGUUCGGCUGUGGUUCAAGGGAGGGCUUAGCUGCUUCUUGUUUUGGCCUCAUGGGCAGCAUCCCAGAAACCUGAGCCAAAGCUCUUCUUUCUCUUCCCUCUGUGUGCUCCCUCACCACCACCACCACCCCUGCAUUGGAAGAAAUGACUUGGACGAAGGAUUGGUCAGUGAAAAGUCAGAAUUCCUUCAGAAGUAAGAGCAGGGAAAUACCGGGCCCUUUAUUUCUGGGUCUCUAGGUGCUACAAAUACAUUUUUUGGGGAAGGAAUAGCCAAGAGGCUGGCAUGUUGGGGGUCUGCCCCCCAUGGAUGGCUAAGGUGUUCACAGGGCACCCCCCACCCCACCCCACUCAGUAGGAUUUCUCCAGUCCCCUCCAGCUGGCUCUCAGGACUGGUGCCCUAGAGCGAGCUUAGGUGCCUCAUGGUCUUUCUGUCGGUGGGCUGCGGGGCAGGACAGUGAAAGCUGCUUGGUCUUGGCUAGGGGGGCUGUUGUGGGUGCUGGCAGGGAUCAUCGACUUCUCCUAGCCUGCUGCUCUCCCACUCCCUGCCCCAUCUGAAAAGGAAAUACAGGGUGUGUGUGUUGGAGGGACAACAUUUGGGUGAAUGUAUUCAUUAGGGUAUGUGUGUGAGCAUGUGUGUAUGCAUAUAUGUAUGGAAAAAACUUGCAUAUGACAAAGGAGCAACCUGAAUCUGGUUCCCCACCCCCCUAUCCUCUCCUCUCCCUCCCUGUCCUCAUGGGCAGGUGGAGGCUUUGCAUCCUGUGGGCUGCCUCAACUUCCCCAUCCUUUCCCUCCCUUCCGGGCUGCUGCAGCGGGGCUCGGGCUGGCCCAGGGCCUUCUGUGCAAAUUGGGACUGCAGUGUGAUCCCAGGCAGCCUGCCUCAGCCUGGUCAGAGGUGUGACCUUAGCCAGUACAGAUGAGGUAGGAGGCCCAGCAGUGGGUUGUUGCAGUUAAAGUUGCUCCUAAUCCUGUUCCUAAACUGAGGCAGUUGCAUAAGCUAAUUCUUCCUGAUUAAGGUCCUUUAUUUUUCAUUUUGUAACUUUUUUUUGGGUAAUUUUUAAGAUUCUUUGCACCUUAAUCCCUUCCCUUUGCUCUCCUCCCCCACUGAGGCCAGGCCCUGGGAGACAGGACCUCCUGGUUCCCAUGGCUAUGUCAAAAAUGGAGCAGGAAGAUUGAGGACUCGGAAGAAAAUGGACCCUCUUCUCCCCACCUCCUGCUGGAGCCCCCUUGGGAAUUGGGGCCAGCCUUGUGGAGGGCAGGGCCUGAAAAUAGGAACUGAAGUGGCGCUGGGGGCUUGAGCAGCAAUAUUGCCCAAGCCCAAAUAGGCAAUGCCCACCUGGGUAAACUUGCCCCACGCUGGGCCCUAAUGACAAAGGUGACCCCUCCACCUCUGGGGAUAUGAGGACCUAUGUACUAUGUGACUUGAGUGGUCAGAGGGGUUGAUCUACAUCAAGGAAAAACAAAAGCCAAAGUCAACAUCAGUAGGAUGGACUGUGGCUGGCACCCAGGGAGGUGGGAGGUGGGGGGAAGGAAUGGGACUAUAGAGGAGCUAGACACAGAGCACUUAGUAAGGCCAGAUUUGAGCUGUUGCAGCUGGUGGCCAUGGGCCCAUUCAACUCCAUGCCAUGGGGAGGGCUGGUCAUGGGACCCUUAAGUGUGAUAAACAAUAUUAUUAAUAAUAAUUAAUAAACAAAGCACUUUAUUCUGUAUAGAUGUGGGGAAACCUGGGGGGGAGUUGGAAUGUUUUAAGGAGACUCACCCUGGGAAAUGUGGUAGCCAGUUUUCUGUUGAUUGAUGGGGGGAAUGUCUUUUUUUUUUUUUAAGAAAAACUGUGUAAUCAAUAUAUGAUAACUCCCUCUUC
Molecule: messenger RNA, 6844 nt
Organism: Phascolarctos cinereus (koala)
Lineage: Eukaryota; Metazoa; Chordata; Mammalia; Diprotodontia; Phascolarctidae
Gene: ZBTB47
Product: zinc finger and BTB domain containing 47
Biological process (GO): regulation of transcription by RNA polymerase II
Cellular component (GO): nucleus
Molecular function (GO): DNA-binding transcription factor activity, RNA polymerase II-specific; protein binding
Source: RefSeq, a predicted model, not a curated record